AGAGAAAUACCAAUGAAAAAAUAAAUAAAUAAAGAAAAAUGGCUCACAAAUUUGUUACAAUCAGUGUUGUGUGUUUAAUCUCACUGGCAGCAGCCCUACCCGCCGAAGAGACCCGUGGCCAUGCCCGUAAUGCUGUCGGCUCCGACAACGAUAUCGUGGAUAGUAUUUACAAUGAUUGUCUGCGCAAGGAUUCCGUGUCUUGUGUGAAAUACAAGCUGUUCAACUUUGUCGACAAGGUGUUGGGAGCUCGCGAUCAAUUCGCUUUGACCGAAGGUGUUACCGUUGUACGCUCUCCUGAUGCUCCCGCCCAAGAUGCUGCCGCCCGCUCCAUCUCCGGCAACGAAUCUUUCGAAUCAUUGGCCAUGAACCGCAUCACCAGCUUCUUGAACAGCCACACCAUCAAGGUUGAAUUGAACGGUGCCGAUAUUGUCAACGCUGUCAGCUCAACUGGCCGUGCCUUGGAAGAUGUUAGCGAAUCUUUGUUCGGUUCCGAUGACCCCAACGCUACCGAGGAAAGCCGUGGCAAGAAGAAGAAGGCCGCCAAAAUCUUGGGCCCCAUUGUUGCCUUGAUCGCCUUGAAGGCUGCCGCUCUCUUACCUUUGUUGUUGGGUGCUAUUGCCUUGAUCGCCGGUAAGGCCUUGUUGAUCGGUAAAAUUGCUUUGGUUCUCUCUGCCGUUAUUGGUUUGAAGAAAUUGUUGUCUCAAGAGAAACACGUUACCUAUGAAGUUGUUGCCCAUCCCCAUCACAGUGCCAGUCACUCCGUCAGCCACGAUUCCUAUGGCAGUGGUUACAGUGCUGAUGUUGGUUCAUCCGGCUCUUAUGGCAGCUCUGGUCAUGGUGGUUGGGGCCGUUCCUUGGAUGCCCAAGAUUUGGCCUACAAUGCCCAAAAGCCCAACAAAGCCUAAGCGUAGCAGAGGCCCACAACAGUCAUCAGAUUUUAAGAAAAUUGUCACAACGCUAAGAAACCCAACGACAAAUCUAAAGAUGAUAACGAACUUUGUGUAA
This is a messenger RNA of Musca vetustissima, 1005 nucleotides long. RefSeq lists its product as uncharacterized. Bases 39 to 905 code for a protein of 288 amino acids. The record is from RefSeq and is a predicted model, not a curated record. Lineage: Eukaryota; Metazoa; Arthropoda; Insecta; Diptera; Muscidae. The transcript is spliced from 2 exons.